AUGCAGCUAGUAAGUUUGAAUGCAGAUACCUUGUAUGAAUAUCUCUUUGAGAGAUACAUAGGUCUAGAAAGUAAUGCUGCAAAUCUUUCCCAAGACCUGGGUAUUCAAUCGAGAAACGAAGCGGAACUUGACAUCGAUAUAAGUCCCAAGCAGGUAGCACCCGCAAAAUCAGGAAGGAAAACCAAGAAGGUCGAAUUAGAUGAGUUCAACUUCACUAUCAAACAGAACUUAACCUCACUAAAUUCAAAUCGAGAUAAUAACAACUCUACGACGGGAUAUGUGCUAUGGACCACUUCGACAUUCAUUCUCAAAUGGUUACUAUAUAACGAAAAUGCAGUUCUAUUCAGAAGAGGCGAUGAUCGUAUAAAAUCGCUUCUACAAUCCCGACAGGACGAAAACGAGAGAUAUGUCUUGGAAUUAGGAACAGGCAUCUCACCAAUAUUCCCCAUAGCAAUUUCAAAUUACGUUGAGAAAUACGUAGCUACAGACCAGAAGGAUAUAUUACCAAGAUUGAAAUUCAACAUCCAGGAAAACCAAGCUGAAUGCAGGCGAAGAGUACUCACGUCUGAAUCCAUAGAACUGGAUAAUUUGAAAAGACGUACCACAACCGAAUGUCAACUUGAUGUAACAGUUUUGGAUUGGGAAUUAUUUAAAAUAAAUGACAAGACACAGCAUCUUCUACUUCCCGAUGGACCUUCUCACUUAACUAUCAUUGCAAUGGACGUAAUAUACAACGAGUAUUUAGUGACACCAUUUCUCAACACAUUAAAAUCACUUUUUACAUGGUAUAAGAACCUGGGACUUUCAGUGUCAGGACUAAUCGGAAUUCAGCUUCGAACUGAGGAAGUUGUCAGAUUAUUUCUAGAGGAACUCAUCAUUGAGCGCAAUUUUGAGGUUCAUGCCGUGAACGAACCGGAAUUGAAUAGUUCUAGGUUCAUACUACUACAUAUAACACUGCCAUAG
Molecule: messenger RNA, 963 nt
Organism: Kluyveromyces marxianus DMKU3-1042
Lineage: Eukaryota; Fungi; Ascomycota; Saccharomycetes; Saccharomycetales; Saccharomycetaceae
Gene: RKM5
Product: S-adenosylmethionine-dependent methyltransferase
Exons: 1
Coding region: 1-963 (320 amino acids)
Source: RefSeq, a predicted model, not a curated record